Molecule: messenger RNA, 7596 nt
Organism: Cheilinus undulatus (humphead wrasse)
Lineage: Eukaryota; Metazoa; Chordata; Actinopteri; Labriformes; Labridae
Gene: gna12a
Product: guanine nucleotide binding protein (G protein) alpha 12a
Exons: 6
Coding region: 429-1586 (385 amino acids)
Biological process (GO): adenylate cyclase-modulating G protein-coupled receptor signaling pathway; Rho protein signal transduction
Cellular component (GO): brush border membrane; heterotrimeric G-protein complex
Molecular function (GO): D5 dopamine receptor binding; guanyl nucleotide binding; GTPase activity
Source: RefSeq, a predicted model, not a curated record
CCCCGCUGGCUGUGUAUGGAGUUAGUUGGACUGCUCUACUAUUUAAUCCAACAUAGUGCCAUAUUUUAACUUUCUUGGAUAGAAAGACCACUGUUAAAGUACAAAUAUUUUCCCCAGGCCUACGUGGAGACUGAAACGCUUGAACUUUUUCAACUUUUUGGACAUUUCUUGGCUUUGUUGUCUUUAUCCGGGCUGAUAUUUGUUGAUGGCGCGGUCUAACCAAGAUGGACUCGGGUUGUCUGCCGGUUGGAGACUAGAUAACGGCUUCACCUAUUACAUCUAGAUGUGGACUUUAUUUAAUUACCCGCUGUGAACGUGCUCUUUAUCAACUGGAUGUAACCGGACUGGGUAUUUUCUACCCCAGAGGUCUCAUCCUAUAAUGAACAUUUUCCCACUGAAGCUUCGCUGAACUUUUCCCACGACUCGACAUGUCGGGAGUGGUCCGCACCCUGAGCCGCUGCCUGCUCCCGGCCGAGGCCAGCCGGGACCCGGGCAGCAGCAAGGAGAGGAGCCGGGAGAGGGACGCGGCGCAGGAGCGGGAGGCACGGAGAAGGAGCCGGGAAAUAGACGCCAUGCUCGCCCGGGAGAGGAGAGCUGUCCGCCGGCUGGUGAAGAUUCUUCUGCUGGGGGCCGGAGAGAGUGGAAAGUCCACAUUCCUCAAACAGAUGCGCAUCAUUAACGGGCAAGAGUUUGAUAAAAAGGCACUUCUGGAUUUCAGGGACACCAUCUAUGAGAAUAUACUGAAGGGCAUGCGUGUGCUGGUGGAUGCUCGGGACAAGCUGGGCAUCAGCUGGCAGAGCUGUGAGAACGAGAAGCAGGGCAUGCUGGUGAUGUCGUGGGAGGGACGAGUGGGCGGCUCAGGGGUUGAGCCCAGCGAGUUUCAGCUCUACGUGAUGGCACUGAACGCGCUGUGGGCGGAUACGGGGAUACAGGAGGCGUACACACGGCGCUCCGAGUUUCAACUGAGUGAGUCAGUGAAAUACUUCCUGGAUAACUUGGAUCGCAUUGGUCAGCUGAACUACAUCCCAAGCAAGCAGGACAUUUUGUUUGCAAGGAAAGCCACUAAAGGCAUCGUGGAGCACGACUUUGUCAUUAAGAAGAUUCCCUUUAAGAUGGUCGACGUUGGGGGUCAGAGGUCGCAGAGGCAGAAGUGGUUCCAGUGUUUCGAUGGGAUCACAUCCAUACUCUUCAUGGUUUCAUCGUCUGAGUACGAUCAGGUCCUGAUGGAGGAUCGGAGGACGAACCGUUUGGUGGAGAGCAUGAACAUCUUUGAAACGAUCGUCAACAACAAGCUCUUCCUCAACGUCUCCAUCAUCCUUUUCCUCAACAAAACAGACCUGCUGGUGGAAAAGAUCCGCACGGUCGACAUCCGCAAGAACUUCCCCGAGUUCAGAGGAGACCCCCGCAGGCUAGAGGAUGUACAGGCGUUCUUGGUGCAGUCGUUCAGCCGCAAGCGGAGAAACAGGGGGAAGCCUCUCUUCCACCACUUCACCACCGCCAUAGACACAGAAAAUAUCCGUUUUGUCUUCCACGCCGUGAAGGACACCAUCCUGCAGGAAAACCUCAAAGAUAUCAUGCUGCAGUGACCUUCGCUCAGCAAAUGUUGUUGAAACUGUGAAAAGACGCAAUGAAUGCAGGACUGUGAAUCAGGCCUGCUUUAAUGUGACACUACAGCUCUUGAGAGCACAUGAACACUCACCAGUGGAGUACACAGUGUGGAUUUACCUGAACUGUUAACCUGUGGACAUGUUGGCCUACCUGUGGAAACUGUGAGGGUCACUGUGGAAGAGACCCUUCAUCUAACCUGUAUAAAUGUGUGUAUGCUGGAAAGACGGUCAUCUUUCUACCUUAUUGUAGCUCUUAUGUGUUCUACUCUUCAAAAUGCCUUUAAAUAGAAGAAAAAAGAGAGGAAAACACCAGUUAGACACAACCUGAGCACUGAAAGUGUCUAUCUCUGAUGUAAAUAUUAAAAUGACAACCCUGUCACUAAACAAAGUCAGACUGCUGCCGCUUCAACUUCAAGCUGUGUAAAGAGAAACGAGGAAGACAGAAAAAGGCAAAAAGGACAGUUUAGAGUAAGCAGAAGAAGAAUGCUCUGUCCUGAUGUACACGUGAUAGAGGAGAGGGGCUGAGGGUUUGGGCUCAGACUGGUCAUAUGCUGUGUUAUGUGAUAAGGUUGCACAAGUGUUCCUGUCAGUGAACUUUAACAGAGGGAAGAGAUGAAUCUUUCUUUUCGUUCCCUGUUCCUCUAUCUUUACCUCUCCUCCCCUGCCGUCGUACAAGAGAUGAACAGCUGCAGAUAAGAAGUCUUUACUCUCCUCUCGGGCACAAUAGACGGAUUGUUCAUCUCCUCCUCCGGCAGAAAUAGUGAGCUCUAAAUUAAAGACUUUGUCUAAACACACAGAAACACACAGCUCUAUGAGCUAUGGUUUCAUCCAUACGUCUUCUUUUGUUUCCAACCAGUGAAAGUACCACAGUAACCUAAGCUUAACCUCAGACAUGUCAUAAAUACCCCUGUUAUAUGAAGGCUUUCAGUUACACCAAUGGUUCCUCUUCUUUGUAUGUAGUAAAAAUAAAAGGAACAGCCCAUUAUGACAGGAUUGAACUAUAAAUAACCUUUUUUUAUCAUCCUCUCUUUGGAUAUUUUGGACGUCUGUAGAAAAAAUGUAUAAGAAAUCAAUGAAACUGUAGCAAGUGAUCCAAAAUACUAGACUGAACUGAAGCUCUAUGCAGACGACACACUGGUAAUUUUCACUAUCUGGUUUUCACUUAAUAGGACUACAGCAUCAUCCAUUCUUACAUUUUUAUAUUUUAUGGUUAAUUAAACCUAAAUUAAGUUAAAAUGACUGAAUUAAGUAUGAAAUAAUGAGCAGAUAUUAAUCAGAAUCAUUUUCAUAGCCAAUAGAAAAAAAAAUAAAGGAUCAACAUAUUUAGUGACUGGUAGGGCUACACGAUUAUGGCAAAAUCAUAAUCUCUAUUAUUUUGAGAUUAUGAUCAUUAAGAUUGAUUACUCAUUGAUUUUACAACAUUUUGUAUCAUGGAUUUACCAAACUUGAAACACCCUUAACACCUUGAUAAUCAAGCAAUAGAUCAAGAAAAUUGAAAAAAAAAUCUAAAUAUCUCAAAUUGAUAAUGGACCUGAAUAAAUAAAAACUAAAAGAGCAGAACGCAACAGGCGGCAAAGUAAUCGUUCAUUAUAAUUAUCGUGGUUUAAUAAUUGUUGAGGCCAAAUCGUAACUAAAAUUUAAAAUCGAUUAAUUUACCAGCAGAAAUGACCAGGCAAAAAAUAUACUUACUUUGGUGAUAUUGAACUUUCUCAUUUCUCGUUUCAAAGAUUAAUUGUGUUUGGUGGCUUGUCCUGAGCUCCUUGAAGCCCCCCCUUUCCUAUCCUACGCUACAUGGACAAAAGUAUUCGGCCCCCUGACUGUUAAACCAACAGGAACUGUAAUGACAUUGUUUUCAAAUGCAUGUUCUUUAAUAUGGAGUUGUCCCAACUUUUUUAGCUAUAAAGGCUUCCACUCUUCUUGGAAGGCUUUCCACAAGACUUUCAAGUGUUUUUGUGUGAAUUUGUGCCCAUUCAUUCUAUAGAGCAUUUCAAAGGUAAGGCUCGCAACCUCCGUUCAAGUUCAUCCCAAAGGUGCUCGAUGGGGUUGAGGUCAGAGCUCUGUGCAGGCCAGUCAAGUUCUUCCACACUGAACUCUUUAAAUCAUGGCUUUAUAGUCCUUGCUUUGUGCACUGAGGCAUAGUCAUGUUUGAGUAGAAAUGGGCCUUCUCCAAACUGUUGCCUCAAAGUUGGAAGCAUAACAUUGUUUGAAAUGUCUUGAAGCAUUAAGACUGGCCUACAGUGGAGAUAAGGGACCUAGCCCAAAGCCUGAAAACCCAGCCCCAUACCAUUAUCACUCCUCCACUAAACUUCACAGUUACCACAGUGCAGUCAGGUAAUGUUCUCCAGACUCACCCAUCUGACUGCCAAACGGAGAAGUGUGAUUUGUCACUCCUCAGAGCACGUUUCCACUGCUCCACAGUCCAGUGUCUGUGGUUUACACCACUCCAUCCAACAUGGAGGUAUGAGGAUUGCUUGAUUUUGUACACCUGUGGCAACAGAUCUAAUAGAAACACCUGAAUUCAACAAUUAACAGGUGUGGCCAAAUACUUUGGUCCAUGUAUGAUACCAAACUGCCCAUCCAUACACACAUCUCCUGGAAGUGACAGAAAUGGGAUUGACUCGUUGCUACAUGUGACAUUUGUUCAGACACUGCGAUUGGUUGAUUCGAUAAAAGGAGUAAAAUGUUUUUAAAAAGCGAUCUCUCAGUGUUAACAGGCAUUGAAGGACUGUGAAAUCGAUCAAAUUGAUCAUGUAAUCAUGAGCAUGGCUUUAUGAAAUGAAAGUCUGUGCUGAACAAAUUGUAAGCAUUACUGUAAAAGUGCAGAGCUUACAAAAUGUCUGUAAGCACAUGCUCACUUGAACAGUAGGCUCUUGAUGCUGAUAUCACCAUUGAGAGCCUUUUAAUCAGAAGUCAGAUUAACUUGUGGAGUAAACUUCUAGAAGGAUCCACCAUGGAUGCUUCAAUUUCAAAUGAAAAGAGACAAAAGAUAUGCUCAAAUGUCUGCGUAAAGAAUGAUUUUCCUGUUCAUCACUCAGUGACUGAAGAUGAGUGUUUUUAUUCAUUGUUUGAGAAACUUUUCCAUUUUUCAAGACGCCCCUACUUCAGAUCAACUCUGUCAGGACGGAAAUGUGCGCUAAAACUUUCAAAAUAAAACCUGAUUAAACUUCUGGUUAGGGUUAGUGUAAGAGUUGAGGGAUGGGUUAGGAUACCAGAAGUUAGAAGUCAAAACCUGACCUACAAAACUGAAUCACAAAACUUUUAAUAAAGUCGACUAGUCAGUCUGCUAACAGGAAAAAAGUCCCACAUGAAAACAUUUGAACGUAGCGAAGGAUGAAGCUUAACUAUGCUGGCUACAUAAGAGAAGUAGGUAAUGUAGCUGAAACCUGUACACCUUUUACAGUUCUGUAGAUCUCAUAAAUCUGUUUUAUUAAUGUAAAAUAGUUACAUAGCUAACGUAGCUAAAUUUAUUAAAGCUACGUUAGCUUAUGCUAAGUUUUCUACAGCUAACAUAGCUACAUUGGCUUAGUAGUUAACCACAUGUUAACCCAAUUUUCUGUUGACGUCUGCUGUGCUACGUGGUGUUUCUGUACAUGGGUAAAUGGUUAGGGUUAGGGCUAGACUCUGCUGUCUUUUUGUGAUGACGUAGCAUUUUUCAACAAAGCAGUAGAAAUCAUCAGAACGCUGGAUUAGACCUCUGACCUUUUUCUCUGUUUAUUUAUGAAAUGCUGUUUAGUCUGUAAUGUUUGCAGUGUGGUUAUUUCAUGAAUGUAACUGCCAGACUUUGUUUAUUAAAGAAGUCGAAUUUAAAAAAAAAAAAACUUCUAAAACCGGAAAUACACUAUACCGGCAAAUUACGUUCUCCCCGUCCUGACAGAGGCUGCGUCUCACAAUAGCAGUCUGCAAGAAGGGGCGUCUGAGAGCUGCAGUCAGCAGCCAGACCCCCUCCGAUUUUCUACUCUGUUUAAGAAACUCUUACAACUCUUACAGCUGGCACACGAUAAGUUUUAUAAAAUCUUAACUGACUCAGAUUUAACGCUCCUAUAGUGUGUGGUGUUCAAUGAGAUGACCAACAUGGGCUACCGCUCACUAACAGAUUCAGUCACCCACAACCAGAGUCUACAUUCUCAAAAAUCUGAAAAAAGUCAAAAAAUUGACUAGCUGUUAGCUCCUUCCUACAGCCAUUGUUCCUGUAGUCCAACGCUGUAGCAGUUUAUUUUAGUGGGCCUUAAUAACAAAGUAAUUUUAUGGUAUUAAUUGGUUAUUAUCUAGUAAAUUUUCAAGAAUGAGGUGUGAUUACCUUAUAAUAGGCUGGCAUAUUACCAGUUAAUAACUUGCUAAUUUAAAAUAAUUAUUCACCCAAUAAUAAAGUAUAAGUUAUAAAUUAAUUUCUUUUAAUAUUGUUGCAAUCCUAUGGUAAUUAGGUGGUAUUUUACCAAGUCAAUUCUUAGAAAUAACAUGAUCAUUUUCUGUACAAGUUGCUUGAUAAUUCCCAGGCAAUUUUUUUUUUUUUUUUUUAGUUAUUUAUUUUUUUAGAGGUUAGGGUUGGUGUAAAAUACCACCUAAAUGAUAGAGAAUUGCAACAAUAUUACAAUAAAUUACUUGAUAAUUAAUACAUUAUUACUAGAUCAAUACUUCCUUAAUCUUACCAUAUUGCCAAGUUGUGACUUUAGUAUUCUUGAGAAAUUACAAAUAGUUACCACUUAUUACUAUAAAAUUACUAGGUAAUUAGAGCCCAUUAAAACAAAGGGUUACCUCUAACUCCCUUUAGAUUAUGUUAUGUUAUACAGGGCAUGUUUAAUCACUCAUGUUGCGACCACAAAUCAGCAAAUUUCUCCUCCAUUUCUGUCAUCCACUUGCGUUUAUGCCUGAUGUUUACUUUCAUUGCCAUGGCUGUGUUUGUUGUGCUUCCUCCUUUGGUCAGUUUGCUUCCUGACUGGCUGAUCCAAAACAGCACUCCACAGAGUGUGCGUUUAGCUGUCUUUGGUGUUCCCUUUACAACAUCAAAUCAGAGCAUCCUGAUCAUCUUUGGAGGUUAUCAGGGAGGGUAAACCUUGGCAAAAUCUGGCCGGUUAAUCAUUUGGAUCAUCAGAUAAUGUGGCCUUUGCUGACUUUGGUGGGCAGGUGGAAAUUGGGCAAAUCGGCAUGAUUGUUAAGUGUAUUCCCUGUUUUUAAAGUCCUCACCACUACUCCUUGAAAUUUUUCACCUUAGGAGCUCUCUCAAGGACUAAGAUGCUCUUACUAUGAUUUAUCUUAAUAACCUACUAGUCUUCGCUUUUGGGCAAAAUCUUAGAAAAUGUCAUGAUUGUCAGAUCAGAUUUUUGUGAAUACAGCCCCUGAUCUCUGCCUUAGAAGUUCUUUUAUGAGGUUUUAAUGGAUGUAUGUUGAGAUAAAAGCCCAUGUCCUUCCUCAUUCCCUCAUUUCACCUCUUCUUUAAGCUGUUCUUAAGUGUAGUUUGAUUUAAUUCCUAGUGUUUUAAUAACAUUCACUCUGGUACGCAGCAGCAGGACUGACCCCCUCCAUCCUGAAUCUAAAGACCCUUUUGAGAGGCCGCGGCUGAUCAUGAGCACUUCCACUCGCCUUAUUAUCAAACUGUAUAGUUAUUUGUAUGUAUCUGUGAGUGUUCCCAUAGUGAAUUGUGGCUUUUUUCUUCAUGUUUAUGUAUUUUGUACAUAAAUGACUGUAAGUAUGUGACUGACACUGUGUGUAAUGAGGUAACCGUACAGUACAAACACCACUGCGUCUAACAGUACCACUGUAACGUUGCUGCAACGUUUGUUGUUUACUAACCUACCUUGUUUCCACUCACACGUGUUGUUUUGUAAGUUUUUCGUCAUUGCACUGGAGAGAAAACAACCAGAAACGGAAAAAUCUGGAGAAACAAACAAACAAACACGCUGCAGACUUCGAUGAAGGCAGAGGAUGAAAAGAUGGAGGUCUUCUUUUUUUUUCCUGGUGCCUUGGCUCUGUGCUCUGUGGUGAAAUACACUGC